Molecule: messenger RNA, 3341 nt
Organism: Lingula anatina
Lineage: Eukaryota; Metazoa; Brachiopoda; Lingulata; Lingulida; Lingulidae
Product: tRNA endonuclease ANKZF1-like
Biological process (GO): ERAD pathway
Molecular function (GO): nucleic acid binding; protein binding; zinc ion binding
Source: RefSeq, a predicted model, not a curated record
ACUCACUAUGUUUCAAGGAUGUGGUGCAACACUUAAUUUGCGAUAAGGUAUAUAACAAGAUUGAGUGCUACGCAGAUGCUAGGUUAUUUCGAUUAUUUUAUGUGUAACCGUACAACUUCACCAUGAAAAACCUUUUUGGGAAACACGUUGCAAUACAGGAAGCUGGAGUGCCUUGUGGUGUAAACCUGUGGGACCAGACCAAGAUUGAAGUCCUGCUGGAAGGACUUAAAUUGGCUGGAACACAGGGCGAAUUCAACUUAGAAGAACAGGGGGAAAAUACACGAGAUGAUGCAGACAUUAAUGCUGACAAUGUUUUCACAGUCUCUGAGAAAAUGCAGUGUUCCAUGUGCUCGGUCACAUUUGCAGGGAGAUCUGAACAGAAAGAACACUACAAAAGUGACUGGCACAGGUUUAACUUAAAACAGAGACUGAAAGACUUGCCUGCUAUUACAGAGGACACCUUUGAGGAAAUAACUGGAGACAUUUCCAGCUUAUCUGCUUCAAGUGGCGACUCCUCAGAUGAGGAUAUCUCCAUAUCUCUGCCUCCAAAAUCUGAAGAGUCCAUAGCUGAAACAGAGGAUGAUAUUCAAGACAGGAGACAUCCAAAGGUUUUCUUCCAGAAUGCCAAUCAGGAGCUGCUGUCUUUGUACAGAUGUGUGCUUCAUGGAAAGCAGGCUCCAGUGGCCAGCAGCUCAGAGUACGUUCCUGCUGCACUAAAACUGAGAGAUCAGAAGAUGUGGGCAAUGUUUAUGACAGGGGGCGGCCACUUUGCUGGGGCCAUUUUCAACGAAGGCAAAGUGGUAGCUCACAAAACCUUCCAUCGCUACACUGUCCGCGCCAAACGUGGCACAGCCCAGGAUGCGCGAGACGCACAAGGUAAUGCACCAAAGUCAGCUGGGGCCACGCUCAGGCGUUACAACAUAGCUGCCCUCACGCAGGACAUCCAGUCACUGAUUGCAACAUGGGAUGACCAGUUGAAAGAGUGCAGCAAGAUAUUUUUACGUGCCCCUGGUAAUAAUAGAAUGAUUUUCUUUGGAGGAAAGUCUGCUCCAUUUAGGAGAAAUGAUCCCAGGAUCAGCUUUAUUCCCUUUGCGACGAGAAGGCCAACAUUUAAAGAACUUCAGCGGGUAUAUCACCUGCUGGCUUGUAUUACUUCUUAUGGACAAGUAGAAGACAUACUCCAAUAUGUUCCCCAGAAGCCACAGGCUAAAUCAAAUGAAAGCAAAGAGGAGACCACACCUGAUGCUGCCAGCACAGAGUUGCCAAGGUCAGCAGGAAGCUCACCAUUGAAGAAGAACAGAGAAGGGAAGCAGAGGAAGCAAAAACAGAGGCAGAGAGACCCUGAUGAAGAUCUGUUGUCGUCGUCUUCUGAGGAUGAAGGCCCUAUGAGUCUAGUAGAAGAGACACUCACCACUGGAGAUCUGAAGGAGUUUCAAGCAACUAGAAAACCUAGGAGAGCAAAGAAGAAGAAAGAGAAAAAUGAAGAGGCAGUGAAAUCUUCCCCACAUGCACAAGUUGAUCCAUUCUCCGAGAUAAAGGACACCCUGUACACGGCAUGCAAGAUGGGGGACAGUGAAAAGCUGCCUGGCAUUUUUUCAAAAUUAGAAGCAGGGCAGCCAUUUUUAACCCAGGAGAAUUCUGGGAAGACUGUCACCAUGGAAACUCCCUCAAAAGAUUGUUCCGUUGAGGGGGAAGCAGAGGACAAAGCACAGGAAUCACAGCCUUCUUUAAUGAAGGAAGAUCUUAACAACAGUGCUGAGAAGAAAACGCAUUUGCAGGAUUGUAUUGUGGGAGAAGAAAUCAAAACCACUGAUGAGCCACUUGCGUCAGUACUGAACACAUUAGUGGGUGCUCAGCAGGAGACGUUCCUUCAUGUAGCAGCCAGGAGUGGUCAUUGCGGUGUGAUAUCUCUACUGCUGGAGGCUGGGGCUGACCCCUCUGUAAAAAAUAGCAAGGGGCAACUGCCAUACAAUGUGUCCUCACAAAAAGAAGUAAGAAAUGAGUUCAGAAGAUUUUUGGCCAGAUUUCCUGAAAAAUAUGACUAUGCAUCAGCACAGAUCCCAGGACCCCUUACUAGUGAGAUGGAGGCAGAGAAGAAAACAAGAGAAGCAGAGAGAAGGAAAGCACAGAAGAAAGCAAAGAGGGAAAGAUUAAAGGAUGUGAAAGCAGCACAGGCACAGCAACAGGCUGAAGAAGCAGAGAAGAAGAGAUUUCUACAGCUUAGUGACAGAGAAAAGAGAGCUCUGGCUGCAGAGAGAAGAUUUGUACAGCAGGUGCAGGACACCAGUGGUGAAAGACCAGUGCUAAGUCGGUGCUGGCAGUGUGGAGGAGAUCUGACAGGAAAGGUGCCCUUUGAAUACUCUGACUACAAGUUUUGUACCACCAAGUGUCUGCGACAACACAGGGAGACAACCACGCAAAAAUAAGACAUACAGCUAAAGAUAAUUUCUCUUCACACUUGAAAUCAGUCCUUAUCAUUCAUUUAUUUAUUAAUUAACUCUCAAUUUAUUUAUUAAUUCUUAGUGUAUUACCCAGAAGAGAGGAAUAUUUAAUUAAUUUUGGUUGUUUCAUCACAUAAACAAAAUUGGUGCUGAAAAAUUUGAAAAUUACAACACGAUAUCAAUUUGACAGGGUUAACCAAGGCAGGUUAUUAGAGGGGAAAUUGAUUCAUCUGUAAAUCAUAUACCAUUAAUGUUAUAUCAACUAUUCACAUAUUCAAAAUAUCAGUGAGAAUCUUACUUGCAUAAUCCUUCAUAUCAUUUGUAUAUUAAGAUAGGAAUUGGAUACCAAAUUGAAAUUCAUGAAAAACUUUCAGGUCAAUUACAGUGCAUGUGCAAUAUUUUCCCCACCAGUGAUUUAGAUGGAACACUAAUCUCAAUUUGAAAAGUGCAAUGGCAAAUAUUUGAACCACCAGCUGUGUUAAUCCCAGGGUUCUUAUUUAAGUCUAGGUAUAUUAGCGGCUUGGUGUGAUUGGAUACACUUUUGUUGUGCCUGCAGCUAUGGAUAUUAAAACUUAUGGAAAUGUGAAAAGACUUGUACAACUGAAUUAUUGUAGUAUGUCAUCAUGUGAACACAUUCAAGAUGUAUUUUUUUUUUAAUUUCAGACAAGUUUUUUUUUGUUUAUUAGUAUUUAUUUAUUUAAAAAAGCCAGUAUUGUGCAUUACAGUGAGGGAUAUUUUAAAGCAACAAAUAGUUUCUACCAUGGUAUGUUUUAUCAGUUGUUUUUACGAGAUGGACUUAGGGGAGGAGAAAUAAAAGUUGAAAUUAAAAGUGCCUGAAAGAGACUGUUUUCUUUUCAUCAAAGGUAAGAAAAAUUGAUAAGUAGAUUAUAAGUGGCAGCU